Morus notabilis is the source of this 1308-nucleotide messenger RNA. Its product is annotated as F-box protein SKIP31. The transcript has 9 exons. Gene Ontology annotation, molecular function: protein binding. The coding region runs from base 124 to 1074 and encodes 316 amino acids. Lineage: Eukaryota; Viridiplantae; Streptophyta; Magnoliopsida; Rosales; Moraceae. The record is from RefSeq and is a predicted model, not a curated record.
GAUAUAUUUUUGGUGGGCAGACCCGACCCGAUCGCGAAGGAUUAGGCGGGUUUGAAUUGUGAAAUUGGGAAAUCGGAAAGAGAAAACCAGUAGUUCCAGGCAGAGAGAGAGAGAGAGAGGGCGAUGGUGACGGUAUUAGACGAGGAAGAUCAGAAUUUGGCUCACUUCCUCGAAUCCCAGGUUCUCUCCCACGUUUCGGACCAGGAGGAAGAAGAAGGAGAAGAGGAGCCGAAAGCAAAGAAAAGCCGUCAAGAAGAAGAAGAAGAAGAAGGAGGAAAAUCGGGUUCGGGUUCGGGUUCUUCAUGGAGGAGAAUUGAAUCGGGAAUUUUCAGUAAAAUCCCUCCCGAACUCUUUCCUCACAUCCUCAAAUUCCUCUCUUCUGAGGAUCUGGUUGCAUGCGCACAUGUUUGUAGAUUCUUAAGCAACGCAGCCUCCGAUGAAUCCCUCUGGCGUCGCUUGUAUUGUAUGCGAUGGGGUCUUUUGCCUCCUUCAAACAAACUGCGUCAAUGUCCUUGGAAAAAGCUUUAUAUUCAGCGUGAUGAAGAGGACAUGGUGGAACUUGUAAGGAAUUGUCCGGCUGAGUUUAAAGAGUAUUACAUCCAAAUGCAAGCUGCCAAGAGAAGCCAAGCACCUCUUCCUUCACAGGUGGUGAUUGAUGACCGCAUAAUCCUUGACAAGACAGUAGCUGAUCAAGUGUCUAUGUGGAAAAGCAGUAGAGGACUGACUGAUAAUGUAGUUAUGGAUCAUGCUUGUUCUGGAGAAACGUGUUCUUACUAUCAAAUUGGAGAUGUAUUUGUUUGCGAGAAGACCGGACAUGUUCAUGUUUGUGAUGAUACAUGCCGAGAAGCUGUUAUGGAUCCGACGAACGAGGUUUUAGUGUGUACAAUAUCCGGGCAUUGUUUCGACGGGUUACUCUCACCAGCUGAAAUGGAGCCGGAUGUUGAACAGCAACAAGGUGGUGGUACAGAUGAGGCGGAACCAUUUAUGGGAUCCGGCCGCUUUGCCAGAGCGUACUUGUUGGGAUAUAAUUGUGCUGAUGAGAAGGAGCUCGAAGCUGCUUUGAGGUUUUGCUGAAUCCCAAAAAGAGAACCAAGCAACAAGAAAUGUCGUUUAUUAUUUUGUUUAGGAAUAAUGUUCAAUUCAGACAACUAUGUAUGUAAUUUAUAUAUCUAAAAAUAGAUAUGAUAGGCGUACUUGUUAAUAUCCCAAAAAAAAAGGAAAAAAGAAAAGCCUACUUCGUUCGGUACUUUUGUCGCUUAGAUUUAUGUAUGGUUUGUAUUUUGUAAUUGUAUCCAAGUUUUUCAAUUU